AUGGUCAUCAAAGAGGCAGAGAGAGUAACCAAGAAAACGUCUGAGAAGAGCGGAGACGAGACGAAUAGAAAACUCCACAAACGAAAAUGUUCACUAACCGUCCGCCCGGCCCGAUCUCAAGCGUCCAAAUCAACCGCUGAAAAAUCACGAAAAUCACCGUGGAACUCCCAGCUUUCAGACUCUUCUAAGAAAACAGGCCAAGGUGGCCAGGGAGGACCGCGGCCAAAUAUGAAAGGAUCCGUUCUGGAAAUUCUCGACCGAGUCAAAGAAGAGUUCAACUUCCAGUCUACACAGAACCAAAGCUUGAAGCUCGAGUGCGAGAAGCUUGUUUCCGAGAAGACGGAAAUCCAACGACAUUACGUGAUGUACUACGAGAUGAGCUACGGCCUCAACAUCGAAAUGCACAAACACUCGGAGAUAGUCAAGAGGCUCAACUCGAUCAUCGUCCAGAUCCUUCCUUUUUUGUCACAAGAGCAUCAAAGUCAAGUUGCGGCAGCAGUUGAACGAGCAAAGCAAGUGACGGCACAAGAGCUUCACAGUAUAAUAGGGGGUGCCUCGAUGUCUGCACAUCCACCGCCUAUACCUUUGCCAGGUCAUCCUCCGACAGGUCUACCAGGACCUCCUUCGGUUUCCUUAGAAUCACGCCAGAGCUUACAUGCUCCCGCUACGACGAAAUCAGAAUCUCGUGCUCCAAGCCGACAAGUCACUCCUUCUCCUCGCCCUCGCCCCGUUGAACCCCCUCGUGCAGUUUCUACAGAACCCGAACACCCCGCAAAACGUCAGCGCGUGAACGAAGAAGGGACACCAGCCCCAGCUGAACCUAUUCCAACUCAAAAUGGCGCACCUCCUGCUACGGAAGGCGACGAUGAAGAGCUUGAUGUUGACGUGGAUGACGAGCCAGGUAAAACUGAGAAUGGCGAACAUCCUUCCGCGCCUCCAGCCGACGCUGCAUCCGCCACCGCUCCAGUUGUCCCGACUACAUCAGUAGGACAACCUCCGCCAAGACCUGCUUCUAAUGCUUCUGGCACAAAUCACACAGAAGCACAAAUUCCAAAGCCCGAGGUUAAAACUGAAGUAAAGCCAGAGCCUCAAGUUAAACAGGAAACUCCACGCAGAAGUCCACAAAGUGGCGCUCAGCUUCCUCCUCGACCACCAUCUAUUCCCAACAAAACGCCAAACCAAAUGCCAAAACAGAUACCACAGAGUCACAGACCUUCAGGAAUCUCUCCAGUGCCGCGUCCAGCGGGGUUGGUCCAUUCAGGGGACCCUCGGCUAGUUCGUCCAGCUGCCAGCCUCGCAGGAUAUCCUCCUGGAUACAUCAACCAACUCGGUGCUCCACCUGGCUUGGGUGCUCAUGGUUUAGGGCCAAUGCCAGGAGUCAAAGGACAGUCCCCUCUUACUGCUGGUAGGAAUCCAAUGUCUCAUUUGGCAGUUUCCCAAUCAGCAGGAAUGUAUGGACGCCAGUUACCACAAAGUGCCUAUGAAGCUUCGAUGAGAGGAAUCAGUCCAGCCCACCAAAAGUGUUACUCGGUGCAAUAUUCCGGGGACGGUCCUCCAACACCAGUUCCAAUGCCUCAAGAUGCUUUGACUGGUCCUGGAAUUCCUCAUCAAGCCCAAGCAUUUAACACUUUGAAUCACGGCGAGGUCGUAUGCGCUGUGACAAUAUCUAAUCCGACGCGCCAUGUCUACACUGGCGGCAAAGGAUGUGUCAAAAUUUGGGAUAUUGGCAAUCCGAAUCUAAAGUCUCCAAUAUCUAUUUUGGAAUGUCUGAAUCGUGACAAUUAUAUAAGAAGUUGCAAAUUAUUGGCAGAUGGUCGCACACUUAUUGUCGGAGGAGAAGCUUCCACUCUUAGUAUUUGGGACUUGGGAGGCUCUACCCCUAGGACGAAGGGAGAGCUCAACUCACAAGCACCUGCUUGCUACGCUCUUGCUAUCAGUCCUGACAAUAAAAUAUGCUUCUCCUGCUGCUCAGAUGGCAAUAUUGCUGUCUGGGAUCUUCAUAAUCAAAGUAUCAUCAGAACGUUCCAGGGUCACACAGAUGGUGCCAGUUGUAUUGAUAUAUCUCCCGAUGGUACAAAACUGUGGACCGGAGGCCUUGACAACACUGUCAGACAGUGGGAUCUCCAUAACCUUGGUGGUAAGCAAGUCCGCCAACACGACUUCAACUCUCAAAUUUUCUCACUUGGCUAUUGUCCGACGGGCGACUGGCUGGCUGUUGGAAUGGAGUCGAGCUAUGUUGAAGUACUUAACGAAAAAACGCCAGAUAAAUACCAAUUGCACCUUCACGAGUCUUGUGUUCUUAGUUUAAAGUUCGCUAAUCAGGGAAAAUGGUUCGUGUCGACUGGAAAAGACAACUUACUGAAUGCGUGGAGAACACCAUAUGGAGCAUCGAUAUUCCAGAGCAAAGAAAGUUCGUCUGUUUUGUGCUGUGAUAUCAGUAGCGACGACAAAUUCAUCGUCACCGGUUCGGGCGACAAGAAGGCCACUGUCUAUCAAGUGAUGUAUUGA
Molecule: messenger RNA, 2508 nt
Organism: Oikopleura dioica
Lineage: Eukaryota; Metazoa; Chordata; Appendicularia; Copelata; Oikopleuridae
Source: the annotation of a GenBank genome assembly